ACUGUCGAGGGUUGCACCCGGCGGGUAUUUUAGCGGGUCGGAAAAGUGGCGGCAAAGUCUGCUGGCGCCCGGGCGGUUUGAAAGUUGAACCGAACUAACGGACCGGGCGGCGGGUGGAUGGCGUGGCCGGGCGUGCGCGUGCGCUGCUGCUCGCGGCGAGCGGUGCUGGCGGCGCUCGAGCGCUUGUCGGAGCCGCUGCGCGACCGGCUGCAGGGAGAGCGGCAGCAGGAGGCUCGGCGGAUAUUUGAAACAGCUGUUCAGGAGAAUAUCCUUAUCAAUGGAAUGUUAUGGCAAGAAGUUUCAGAGGAAGAGGAUCUCAGAUAUGGAAAUGGCAUAAAGAAUUUGGAUGACGAUUUAGAUGAAUGCAUUAAGGAGACAACCUCAAAACGUAAACAGUUUCCCAGAAAGAUCAUUGGACAUCUUGCUAAAACCAUGAAAGCAGAAAGGGAAUUGCUGAGUGGUAGGUGUCUGGAACGUUUUUCCAGGGAAGAUGGUGGAAGCAGAUAUGAUAGUAAGAUUUCAGAGGCCUCUAGACUGAAGCUUUAUCAGCCAGCAGUAAAUAUGCAAAUGAAAAUGGAGGUCCAUCCAGAACAAGUAUCCAAGGAGACUGAAAUAAUGAAAACUACAUCAAACAUUUCUCAAGAUAUGAGUGACGCAAUGAAGGAUUUGCCAGUCUUUAUGGAGAAAGCACAAGGACUUUUGCAAACUCUGAGUCUUGCUCCUGUCGUGAAACAAUCGCAGACAAAUAAGACUGUCUUCUCAAAUCAUACAGAGAUGGAAUUCCAAAAUGACAAAGGGCAAGCUUUUCCAAUUGGAAACACGGAUGUCACUCCCAUAGAAACAGAUAAAAAGAAAUCGCUGAGGAAUCGUAGUUCACGGAAAAGAAAAAUAAAUUCUUCUGUUAAUCACAAAUAUCCGAAGCGAAGACUGCAUCUUGGUCAAUAAACCCUUAUAAAUGUUUAGUUCCAACAAUUUGUAUAUUCCUGUAUAAAAUAUAGUUAUGUUUUCUGUGAAUGUUAGACAAAUUGAAUGUUAAGCAAUUAAUACCCAAGUGUGCAAAAGAUUAUGGUAAUAUCAGCAGAUGUAAAAGAUUGAGCCUCAUCAUAUUAACUACAUGAUGGAACAGAACACUGGGGGUCCAUAAGAGAGGGAAUAAAAGUAAAUAGAAUAUUAAGCAGGUGAAGUAUUAACAUAACACACAUUUGUCAUCUUGCCCCAUUUCUGCAGAAGAUGCUAGACUUGGACCUUGAUUUAUAUAUUAAAUUGCUCUUUGUUUUUCUGCAUUUCAAAAUUCUCUAGAGUGAUCGAUUUUCUUUUGUAAGAUUGCAACAUCCUUUUGAAAAUGUGAAAAAUGGUUUAAUUUUUGUUUUAGUGAAGCUGGGGAGAAGAAAAACUCUUUGAAUCAUUACCCAAGUUGCUCCAACAUUAUUCAAAUAUGAUAUUGUUACUUUGAACAAAUUUAUAUUCAGAAACUGAAAUAUUAAGCAAGCAUAUAAAUAUGAUAAGAAUCUAGGCAAAUUAAACUGUUAAGUCAGUUAUGGAUUUAAUAAAGAUGUGGCACACCUUUAUACAUUUUUGUUUAAUAUUGUAAAAAUCCAUAAUUGUACAUUCCCUUUAGCAUGUCUACAUCAGUUUUAUAAUUUUAAAUAGAUUUUUAAAAACUGUAAAUAGAUUCAGUUAAGUUAUGAUUUUCUCUGACAUUGGGAACAAUGCUUUAUAAUAGGAACUUUGUACUGUCCAUUGAAAAUAUUAUAUUGUAUUUUAUCCUUCCUGUACUAAUACUGAGUAUUAUGGAACUUGAAACAGUUGAUUAAUUUUGACCUGAUCUGUGCCAUUCAAGACCAGUGUUACAACUAUUUCCUUUUGGGAAUCCAAGUAAUCAUAAAUGGUUAGAAAUUGCUCAGGUUAAUUGCAGGUGUUUAAUUGACUUUUUAAAGUAUAAUUUUGCACUUCUGUAAUCUGAUAAUUAGUGCAUAGCACUGAUAUCUGCAUUUAUGCUAAAUAAGUAAAUGCACAUAGUUAUCACCUUAACUCUCCUACUCUGUUUAUUGUGUGUGCUAUAUACAAGAUGCAUUGCACCUACUUACCAAAGCUUCAAACUCAAUUUCUAGCUAAGUGGACUGAGGCACCAAUCGCAUGGGUAAAGCACAUGCUGCAUUCUCCCCUCCUUGUCACAUGCCAUCCUGACUUCAAAUAUACAAUGGGUGAUCUUCCAUGCUGAAACUGUGAUGCCUGGCUGUA
Molecule: messenger RNA, 2241 nt
Organism: Pristis pectinata (smalltooth sawfish)
Lineage: Eukaryota; Metazoa; Chordata; Chondrichthyes; Rhinopristiformes; Pristidae
Gene: nsl1
Product: NSL1 component of MIS12 kinetochore complex
Exons: 7
Coding region: 118-945 (275 amino acids)
Biological process (GO): mitotic sister chromatid segregation
Cellular component (GO): MIS12/MIND type complex; kinetochore
Source: RefSeq, a predicted model, not a curated record